Molecule: messenger RNA, 1374 nt
Organism: Blepharisma stoltei
Lineage: Eukaryota; Ciliophora; Heterotrichea; Heterotrichida; Blepharismidae
Source: the annotation of a GenBank genome assembly
AUGAGGAGACAAGGGAUGUAUCAGCUGAUUUCUAAAAGAAAAGCAAAGAUAUGCUUGGAUUUUUUGGUAGAAGAUCGGCUUAUUAAAGAAACUGGAGAGAUGUGGGAGAAGUUUAGGGUGUUUAAAAUUGAAAAAAAUAAUCAUGUGUUGUUUGAGUUUUUAGGGGAGUCUGAAGAGGAUUGCAAAGUUUGGAAUUUUAGAAAAGGAGUCAUAUAUUUAACAGAAAAUUUAUUUGGGUAUGCUGAUAUAGCCCAAGCAUGGCUUUAGCUCGGGUUUCUGAGAAGUAAAAGGGGAGCUGUGAUUAAUUUACUGGAAUCCCUAUAAUAAGCAAACAUUUAAAACCCUCAGAAAUAAUGAUAACCUAAGCUAAAAUCGUGCUCAGGCUAUGAAAGAGUUCAAUGCAAAUUGAAAAGAGAAAAAAUCAUCAAUGUUUUUGUCAGCCAAAAUAAUGCUUAUUUUUUAGAAAAUAACGAAAUUCACAAAUUUAAUUACUCCCAUAUAAAAAGAAAGCAUAAAGGAGUCUUCAAGAUGCCGAGGACACUAGUGCUAAAAAUCGAAAAUUUCAAUGAAUAUUUUUCCCCAAAUGAGCUCAAAAAAGUUUUUUUCUUUUUAGAAAGCUCCAAUAUGUAUUCUAUUGCGUCAGAGUUUAAAAUUGGGAUUAUUAAGCAUGGGAAUAUAAUUCAAUCAUUCAGAAUUUCUGAAUCAAUUAGAGGGAUAAAAGAAAUCUCAAAAGAAAUUACUAUAGAAGGCAGCUAUAAUGAUUUUAAAAUAGAGAAAAAACAGGCGGUUCUGCCUAAACAGGUACAAAAUCCUGCACAGAAGUUUAAACCUUCGAUAAAGGCAAUGCAAGCGUUAGAAAACUCGGAAGCAAUAACAGAAACAAUUGAUUUAUUUUGGCACCAAGAGCUAAAAGGGAGCUUAGAAAACAAGCUGAUAUCAGAUUGACAUCUUCAGUGGAAAGCUCAAAAAAUUAUUAAAUUUUUUUCCUUAUAAAAGUAACUAUAAAAAGAGCUGAAAAAGUGCAUUAAAUUUUUUCAAGUAAAAAACUAUAAAAAGGCUAUAAAGAUUAAGCCACACUUACCCAAUCUUCAGCCUUUAGAUAGAGUAUUUUUGUCUUCUCAAGAAUUUUACCAAGACUAUCUCUACGAUUAUAUCAAAAAUUAUUUAUCACUAACAGUUCAAGGCUUUUACCACACAAACCCUGAUGCUUUACUGUUACUGCAAGAAGCCUUGAGAGAGCAAGAGCAGAACUUAUAUGGAGACGGGCUGGUAAAACCAAACCAGCCGCUGUCUACUUUAAUAAAAGACUCUUUACCAUUUGCAACUCAGUUCGAUAAUCCUUCACAGACCCAUAUCCAUACUUUAUUUUCAUAG